Messenger RNA from Leptomonas pyrrhocoris, 312 nucleotides. RefSeq lists its product as hypothetical. Bases 1 to 312 code for a protein of 103 amino acids. The record is from RefSeq and is a predicted model, not a curated record. The transcript has a single exon. NCBI's taxonomy places the organism in Eukaryota, Euglenozoa, Kinetoplastea, Trypanosomatida, Trypanosomatidae.
AUGGCAAGGAAGCCCGCGGGAGACAGAGAGGCAGAAGAUCAUAAAAACGAAACCCAAAAAAUUGUGCUUCAUGAGGUUGUCGUCAUCAUCGCCGGCGAAGGGGGCAUCUAUGAAGAGAGAGAGAGAAGGGGGGUGGGGAAGAGGGGGGACUUGCGAAGACCACCGUUGCUUUCUUUCGUUGGUGUUUCAUCUCUCACUCGACUAUUUAUUCGCCGUGUGACGCCGCGAAGAUCUUCUCUCAGUCCUCUGAAAAAAAGAAAAUGCGAGGUGGAAAGAAGCGGCCUUCUUUUCACUUCUCCACCUUCGUCGUGA